UUUGGUCGCGUGAAAACCAAAAUUUUUCGUUUACCCGCUGGGAAAAUUUAAAACAAAAAAAAAAAAAAAUAAAAAUAUAAAGCAAAAAAAAUUCUUUUUGUUCUUUUUCUUUAUUCUAGUGAAAAAAAAUAUUUUAAUGUUCUAAUAGUUUUCUGGACAAAAUACAAGAAAAAAAAGAUACAAAUUGAAAAAAAAAAUCACAAUUUCUUUAUUUAACUUUUAUUGCAAAUUAUUUUCUUUAUGUUAAUUAAUUUUAAUUGCAUAUAUUUAGGCUAAAAUAAGAAAAAAACUUUACUGAAAGAAAAAAUUUUUCUUUUAUAAAUUUUGUUGCAAUUUUUUGAAAUUACGUAAACUAUUUGAAUUGGUGAAAAAUCAUUUAAAGAGAAAAUUUUCAGGGAAAAUUUAAUUUUAAUAUAAAAAGAAAGUGAAAAAAAAAUUUUUGUUUUUUUUUUGUUUGAAAAGUGCUCAUAAAGAAUAAUAAAUUUUUCCAAUUAUUUUCUUGUUCAUUUCACAUAAAUUUUACAUCAAUCUAAGGAAAAAAUUCCAUUAUUCAUUUAAAUAAUUUAUGACUUUCUGUUAAAAUUUUUAUAAAUUAUCAAAAAUAUUUAAUAUACACAAAAUAUAUAUAUAUAUAGAUAUAGAAAAAUAAGUACAUAUAAUUUAAGAUACACAAUAUAAUAUAGAAUAAUGAAUCGUUUUUCGCUUUAUUGGAUAUUAUUUGCAGCCAUAUUGAUCCAUAAAACUCUUUCAUUACCCACGAAUACAGAAGUAUCAACAACAACAGAAGCUGAGGAAGAUGAAGAAUGGGAUGAUGAAGAUGAAUCAUCAGAAGCUGACGAUGAUGGUAGAAUUUAUAAAAAUCCAAGAAAUUCACCAUCAACUGAAUGUCCCAGAGAUGAAGAACAAGCAACAUUAUUAAAUCAAAAAUGUUUAAGAAAAUGUUCUUCAGAUGAGGAUUGUAAAAGUAAAAAAAAGAAAUGUCUUUGUGAUGGAGCAUGCGGAAUGUCAUGCAUUAAACCAGAUCGUGAAUGUCCAGAAUUAAAUCAACCACCACUUGGUACUGUAACAAUAUCUGGACGUCAUUUUGGUGGUAGAGCAACAUAUACAUGUCCACAUGGAUAUCAUGUUGUUGGUUUAGCUAGUCGUCUAUGUCAAGCUGAUGGAAAUUGGGCUGGCUCUGAACCAGCAUGUAAACAAAAUAUUUAUUGCCUUACUCCGCCAACAAUUGAACAUGCAAGACAUUCAGCAUUACCUGAACAAUUAACAUUUGAUUUAGAUUCAACUGUUCAAUAUCAUUGUCAUAAUGGUUAUGAAACAAAUGGUUUUCCAAGGGCAAAAUGUUUAGCAAUUGAUGGAACUGCCAGUUGGUACGGUCCAGAUAUACAAUGUGAACCUCGAUCUUGUGGACAGCCACCAGAACCAGCUAAUGGAUGGCAUGCAACUGAAUGUUACACAUUCGGAUGUCGAAUUACUUAUCAUUGUGGUGAAGGUUAUGAAUUAGUUGGUAAACAGGAUCGUUAUUGCCAAGCUGAUGGAAAUUGGACCCCUAAAGAAUUGCCAACAUGUGUUUUGGUAACUUCAGUUGUUUGUCCAACACCAGAAUUUCCCAAAAACGGUCGUGCUAUAUACACAACAACAUCGUAUAAUUCUGUGGUAAGCUAUGAAUGUCGAUAUGGAUACACGUUAAUUGGUGAAAGUUCAAGGAGAUGUGGUGCUGAUAAAAAAUGGACUGGUUCUUUGCCGCAAUGUAAAGAAAUAAAUUGUGGCCAUCCUGGAGUACUAUAUAAUGGUUGGUUAGAAAAUAUUGAGGCUGGAACAGGUCUUGGUGCCAGUAUUAUAUUUCGAUGUCAUCCUGAAAUGUUAAUUCAAGGUCAUUCAUCUACAGUAUGUCAAGUUGAUGGCAAAUGGCGUUAUCCAGUACCAGAAUGCUUAGCGCCUUGUAUUGUUCCAACAAUAUCACAAGGACACGUUAUACCAAUUGAAAUUGUGCCAGAUGAAAAUGCGACAACUGUUUCAACACCUAUGGUAAUAACAUCGGUUGGUAAAGUAAAACAUGGUACCGAAUUAGAAGUAAUUUGUGAUGAAAAUUAUGAAUUUCCAUCAUCAUCAUUGAAUCCCCCGACUUGUAACAACGGAACUUGGAGUGUUAUACCAAGGUGUAUACCAGCACGUUGCAAAAGUAUGCCCCGACCUCCUAAAAAUGGUAUGGUUUUAGCUCCAAAAACUGAACAUGGUAUGAAAGCUAGAUUUAAAUGUAAAGACGGUUUCAAUUUAACAACCCCUGAUGGUAAAGAAAUAACAAAUGCCGACGACUGGGUUUUAACAUGUUCAUUUGGAAAUUGGACUGGCAAUACACCCGCUUGCCAGGAAGUCUAUUGUUCUUUUCCAGGUUAUGUUGAAAACGGUAAAGUUCUAUUAGUAGGUAAUAUGGGACUUUACGAUUAUAGACCAUAUGUCAAAAAAAUUGCCAACAAUAAGCAAAUUAUGUAUGAUUGUGACAAGGGAUAUGUGUUAGAAAUAGGACCUCCAGGCGCCACUUGUGUUGGUGGAAAGUGGAGGCCAGAAGAAUUACCGCAAUGUAUUCUCGGACAACAUCCAAGAUUGAGAUGGACACGCCGUAGACGAUCGAUUCGAAUGCGCUAUUUACGAUCAAAAUAUUUAAUGGAAAAUGCCAGACGUCUCAACCAUUGGCUAAAAGAUGAAUACGAAAAACAAAUAAACUCUGAUCAUACAAAGUCUAUGCGUAGAAAACGCAGUUUAGACAAUGACGUAUACAAUAGAAAAAAAAGAAUCUUUGGUAGUUUCUAUCCUAUUCUUAAAUAUAAAAGAAAUUUGAUGUCAAAACAUGACAAAAUUUAUAGAAAUAUGUUAUCAAAUUUAAAAAAUUCAAGGUCAUAUCAUAGAGUAAGAAGAGAUCCAAGUGAACUGGAUCUUGCAUAUUCAAAAUAUUAUCAAAAAAUAAAACAAAAAUAUCAGAAUUAUGUUAAAAAUUUAUUAGGUUAUAAUCGCCCUAGAGCCCAUGAUUCAUAUCCAUAUUUAGAAGGUAUUAGUAAUCCUACAAAAAAAGUUCAAGUGCAAGAUGGUAGAUGGUAUCAUGAUUAUAGUAAUCCAAAUACAGAGUCCAUAACUCGUUAUAGAGUAACACAUAAAUCACGUACUGCAUCAAACGAUUUAGGAGAAUAUGGAACUGAAAAUGGUGACCAUUCUGAAAAGCAAGCGAAUCGAAACAAAUCACAAACCAUAAAAGUAUCUAUACCAGAUAUAAAUCAAAAUUUACCUCCUGAAGAGCGCACUACUACUGUGGAAUCUGCAGCCGAAAAGUCUACUCAAUUAGAAUCCGAAUUAGAAUCGGAAGAUAACUUUUUACCAAAAAAUUACUUUUCUGUCAAAUCACCGAAAACUAUAAUUGAUAACAGUUUAAGAAAUUUCGUAAAAAGUGCUAUUCACAACAACACAUCAAAUGCAAAAGAUCUAACUAGUUUAAUUGAGCAACUGAAAGCUCAAAUAGUAAGACGAAAAAGACAAAUCACGAAUGAUUUUGAUGAUAUAAAAGAAGAUGGAAAACAAGAUGAAGAAAAAGAAGAAAAAAAAGGCGUUCCACGUGGACCAUGUGAAGAUUUAGAUUGGGACUCAUUUUCAAAUGUAACGGUUCUACGACCAGGAAAAACACCAGGAAAAACUACUGCUGGAACAAUAUUACUGAUAACUUGCAAUCCGGGUUUUAAAUUAAAUAUAAGAAAUCCUAAUGCAACUGCACGUUGUGUGAGAGGAAUGUGGAAGCCUCAAAAACCUGUUUGUCAGUCGGCUCCUUGUUCGGUUCCAUCAACAGAACAUGGCAAAUACUUUGAAGUUGAACCAGAUCCAAAUAUGCUAAGAGAUAACCCAGAACUCAGACCUUUAAUUCCAUACGAAGAAAUAGAAAAUGAAAAAAUUAUAACAUUUCAGUGUGAGGAAGGAUACAAUGUUCAAGGAGCAGCGCAACUUAGGUGUGUUCAUGGAAGUUGGUCGGUGCCAGCUUUUCCAGAAUGUCUUCCAUUACCUUGUAUAUUACCUUCAAUACCAAAUAUUAUAUAUGAAGGAGGAUAUCGAUCCGGUUUAACCAUAGCUCAUGGAAGUUCGGUAACAGUACACUGUGACAACCCGACCAACAAUUUACCAAUACAAAUGGUGUGCAACAGAGGCAAUAUGUCACCUAGUACGAUACACUGCGAAAUCGGAAAUAAAAAACCUCGUGAAGAAUAUUUAGGUGAAGCUGAGUUUGUUGGAAAUGGAGAAAACCCCUUGAAUAGUUUGAUAAAUACCGGACCUCCUAAAGGAGCUCCACUAAAUAAAGCUCAGAUUGGACUUUAUACACCGAAAGAGGUAAGUAAUACUACGGAAACCGGUGAAAGCCAAGCAGGUGGAAGAGAUUGUGAGAGACCAAUGAAAGAAAAAGAAGGAUACCUUGUCUACAGAAAUGGGGAACCAAUUGAUGAGGAAGAAGACGAAGGCUUUUCUCAUGGGACAGAAAUUUUAUUUAAUUGUAUUGCAGGGCAUGCAGGAGAACGUAACACUUGGAAAAUUAUUUGUGAAGAUGGAAACUGGAUUGGUAGAGCAUACAGCUGCGAAAACGGAACUUGUUUAUUCCGCAACAAUGAACCUAAUGUUGUUAGCUUUUACAAUGAUCAAGAAAUCCGUGAAGAAUAUGUUGAAUUUCCUCCAGGUGCUACAAUUAUUUCAAGAUGUGUUGAUAUUGGUAAAUUUGCUCUUGUUGGUAGUAACGAAAGAACAUGUAUUCAUUCAGAAUGGACUGGAGUAAAACCACAAUGUCUUGGCUUAAAUCAAGAAAAUGAUUAUGCAAUGGAGAAGGCACCAACAGUAUUGUUUCGACAUGAGAAUGGUCCAAUUGCUCAAAGUAAUGAUGGUAAAUUAAUUGUUUACCCAGGAACAACUGUUCAUAUGGAAUGUUUGUGGAUGAGACGAUUUGGCCAACCGAAAUGGAAUGUUAGUCACGAAAACAGAGAAUAUCCGGAAGGUUGGGUGACAGAUGAAGCUCGAGACCCAAAUCUUGAAUACCGUUUAAGUAUCGUACAAGCUGUCGAAGAAGAUUCUGGUAUAUACACUUGUGCAACACCAGCCAGACAUGAGCAUUCCGUCGAAAUUCUUGUAAAGGCAAUAAAUUGUCCUGAUAUUCCGAUGAGACGAGGACUUAUUGUAAAUAGUAACGAUACAAAAUUAAGUGCUAGAGUGCAAUUAUCAUGUUCAAAUGGCAAUUCAUUAAUUGGAGCUUCAGAAUUAAUAUGCUUACCAUCUGGAAAUUGGAGUGCUCCAUUACCAGUGUGCGAAAGUGUUGAAUGUGGUGAUAUACCAAUAUUGGCAAAUGAGAGUACACCAAUACGUGUAUCAGUUCUCUCACGUGAAGUGGGUGGUAGAGCAGCUUUUUCAUGUCCAUCUGGAUACGGAAUAAGAGGUAGUGCUGAAUCAAUAUGCUUGCCAUCUGGAGAAUGGUCAACACCAUUUCCAGCUUGUGUUGAAGUACAAUGUGAUAAUCCUGGUGCACCUCAAAAUGGAUAUGCUCAAGGCAGUGCACCCUAUAGAGCUGGUGAUGUCGUCCAAUUUAAUUGCAAUCCAGAGUAUAUGAUGCAAGGUCAACCAAUUAUUGCCUGCCAAGAUAAUGGACGUUGGUCAGGUGGUUUACCGAAAUGCGUACAAGCAUGCUCAUAUCCUGGUACCGCAAUCAGUGGUCGAAUGUCCUCAGUUAAAUUUUAUUAUGCAAUUGGAGAAAGUAUUACGUUUACAUGCGAUGCUGGACUAGAAUUACGUGGUGCUAAAAUGUUAAAAUGUUUGCGCAAUGGUAAAUGGUCGAAUGCAAUACCAACAUGUGUCAGCGGCAGUGGAGAUCAAGCAAAUAAAAGAGCUGUAUCAUAAUAACAAAAAUGAAGAAAGUCAAAUAUUAAAUAGAGGGCUUGAAUAUGAAGCGCUAAUGGCCCAGAGAAAAUCUCAAAUUAGAUUAAAAGCACAAACAACACCACAAGAACAAACGAUAUGUUCAUCGAUGUAAAUUAAAUAAAUUUUAAAAUAAACAAAAAACCUAAAAUACAUAAAUUAUUAUUAUAUAGAAUAUAAUUAUACAAUUAUAAACUAAAGGACAUAUUUAUAUAAAUUGAAUAAGCAAACUAUUAAAAGAUGACAAUUGAAAUUAUAAUUAAAAAAAAUUAAUUUAAGUGUUUAUCAAUAUCUAAAAUGUAAGAAAAUUCUUAAAAUUUAUAUAAAAAUUAUCGAAAUAUACAAUUAUCAAAAUAAAAAAAAAUUAAAUCUAUAAUGUAUGUAUUUAUAUAACAAAAUAUUUUGGAAAAUUAUCAAACGGCUCCAAUUUUUUUAUUGAAAAACAAGAAAUGCUUAAUAUAAAUGUUAAUCUAUAUUUUAAAAAUUCAAAAAUUACAAAAUAUAAAUUUUGAAAUAUGAAGCAAUGUAUUUCAUAUCUUUAUAUGUUCUGUGAAAAAUAAUUAUUGAAAUUUAAUGUUUACAUUUAGUUACAGAACUCAUUAUUU
Messenger RNA from Condylostylus longicornis, 6530 nucleotides. RefSeq lists its product as uncharacterized. NCBI's taxonomy places the organism in Eukaryota, Metazoa, Arthropoda, Insecta, Diptera, Dolichopodidae. The record is from RefSeq and is a predicted model, not a curated record. The coding region runs from base 688 to 5907 and encodes 1739 amino acids. Gene Ontology annotation, cellular component: extracellular region. Gene Ontology annotation, molecular function: peptidase inhibitor activity. The transcript is spliced from 18 exons.